Messenger RNA from Sciurus carolinensis (gray squirrel), 2364 nucleotides. RefSeq names its product serotransferrin-like. Gene Ontology annotation, cellular component: recycling endosome; plasma membrane; early endosome. Gene Ontology annotation, biological process: antibacterial humoral response; intracellular iron ion homeostasis; iron ion transport. Bases 114 to 2201 code for a protein of 695 amino acids. The transcript is spliced from 17 exons. Gene Ontology annotation, molecular function: ferric iron binding. The record is from RefSeq and is a predicted model, not a curated record. Lineage: Eukaryota; Metazoa; Chordata; Mammalia; Rodentia; Sciuridae.
GGUCAAAGAUUGCGUCCGGAUGGCCCCCGCUGGGGAUAAAGCGGCCCCGGGGGCAGAGAAGCCGCGCAGAAGCGGGUUGGUCUGUGCUCACCGCUUCUUGCCGCGCCGGAAGGAUGAGGCUCGCCGUGGGCGCCCUGCUGGCCUGCGCCGUCCUGGGGCUAUGUCUGGCUGUCCCUGAGAAAACUGUAAGAUGGUGUGCUGUGUCAGAUCAUGAGGCCAACAAAUGUGUCAGUUUCCGUGACAACAUGAAAAAAGUCCUUCCAGCAGAUGGUCUCCGCGUCGCUUGCGUGAAGAAAACGUCCUACCUGGAUUGCAUCAAAGCCAUUGCGGCAAAUGAAGCAGACGCUGUAACACUGGAUGCGGGUUUGGUGUAUGAGGCAGGCCUGACUCCCAACAACUUGAAGCCUGUGGCAGCAGAAUUCUAUGGGACACAAGAUAACCCACAAACUUUCUAUUAUGCUGUCGCCCUGGUGAAGAAGGGCAGUGGCUUCCAGCUGAACCAGCUCCAAGGCAAGAAGUCCUGCCACACAGGCCUGGGCAGGUCUGCUGGGUGGAACAUCCCCAUAGGCUUUCUUUAUUGUGACUUACCAGAGCCUCGUAAGCCUCUUGAGAAAGCAGUGGCCAGUUUCUUCUCCGGCAGCUGUGUCCCCUGUGCAGAUGGAUCAUCCUUCCCUCAACUGUGUCAGCUGUGUCCAGGGUGUGGCUGCUCCUCUGCUCAACCAUACUUCGGCUACUCAGGCGCCUUCAAGUGUCUGAAGGAAGAUGCUGGGGAGGUGGCCUUUGUCAAGCACUUGACUAUAUUUGAGAACCUGGAACAGAAGGCUGACAGGGACCAGUAUGAGCUGCUCUGCCCAGACAACACCCGGAAGUCUGUGGAUGAAUAUGAGACUUGCUACUUGGCCCGGGUUCCUUCUCAUGCUGUCGUGGCUCGAAGUGUGGGUGGCAAGGAGGAUCUGAUCUGGGAGCUUCUCAGCCAGGCUCAGGAACAUUUUGGCAAAGGUAAAUCAGGUGACUUCCAGCUGUUCAGCUCUCCUCAUGGGAAGAACCUGCUGUUUAAGGACUCUGCCCUGGGAUUCCUGCGGGUACCCCCUAGGAUGGACUUUAGGCUGUACCUGGGCUACAAGUAUGUUACUGCCGUCCGGAAUCUACGGGAAGGCAUAUGCCCUGAAAGCCCAACAGAUGAAUGCAAGACCAUUAAGUGGUGUGCGCUUAGCCAUCACGAGAGGCUCAAGUGCGAUGAGUGGAGUAUUAACAGCGGAGGGCAAAUAGUGUGUGAGUCAGCAGAGACCACCGAAGAAUGCAUUGCCAAGAUCAUGAAUGGAGAAGCUGAUGCCAUGAGCUUGGAUGGAGGACAUGUCUACGUAGCAGGCCAGUGUGGUCUGGUGCCUGUCCUGGCAGAGAACUAUCAAAGCACUGAUUGUAAGACAUCACUGGAGCAAGGGUAUUAUGCUGUGGCAGUGGUAAAGAAAUCAGAUACUGACAUCACCUGGAACACUCUGAAGGGCAAGAAGUCCUGCCACACUGCAGUAGGGAGGACUGCUGGCUGGAACAUUCCCAUGGGCCUGCUCUACAGCAGAAUCAACCACUGCAGAUUUGAUGAAUUUUUCAGUCAAGGCUGUGCCCCUGGGUAUGAGAAAAAUUCCAGUCUUUGCAAGUUGUGCAUUGGUCCACAAGUUUGUGUUCCCAACAACAAAGAGACAUAUUAUGGUUAUACAGGGGCUUUCAGGUGUCUGGUUGAGAAGGGAGAUGUGGCCUUUGUGAAUCACUGGACUGUUGAGCAGAACACUGGUGGAAGGAACCCUGAGGCAUGGGCUAAGAAUCUGAAAGAGAGUGACUUUGAGUUGCUGUGCCCUGAUGGUACCAGGAAGGCUGUGUCUGAAGCUAAGAACUGCCACCUGGCCCGAGCCCCAAAUCAUGCUGUGGUCUCACGGAAAGAUAAGGCAGCGUGUGUCAGCAAGCUGUUACUUGGCCAAGAGGGUGAGUUUGGAGCACAAGUAUCUGACUGCUCGAAGAAGUUCUGUUUGUUUUCAUCUGAAACCAGGGACCUCCUGUUCAGGGAUGACACAAAAUGUUUGGUCAAACUUCCGGAUGAUACCACAUAUGAAAAGUACUUAGGAGCUGAGUAUGUCACGGCUGUUAGGAACGUGAAAAAAUGCUCGACCUCAGAACUCCUGGAAGCCUGUACUUUCCACAAACUUUAAAAUCCAAGAGGUGGGACUGCUCUUCUGAUGAAGAUGGGAGCUCAGGUGACCCAUGGGCUUCCCCUGAUCUCGCUAGCCUGAGGGGCUUGUGUCAACCGUGUCCGUCUUCACAGCUCUGUUGUCACAUGAGUGGGACACAAAAUAAAAGCGAUUGUUGAUUAUA